Pochonia chlamydosporia 170 is the source of this 1671-nucleotide messenger RNA. Its product is annotated as MFS sugar transporter. The record is from RefSeq and is a predicted model, not a curated record. Bases 1 to 1671 code for a protein of 556 amino acids. Gene Ontology annotation, biological process: transmembrane transport. Gene Ontology annotation, cellular component: membrane. Gene Ontology annotation, molecular function: myo-inositol:proton symporter activity. The transcript has 5 exons. NCBI's taxonomy places the organism in Eukaryota, Fungi, Ascomycota, Sordariomycetes, Hypocreales, Clavicipitaceae.
AUGGGAGGAGGCGGCGGUGGUAAAGCCGAGGCCGAGGCGCUUGAAGUCGCCCGCGCCGGUGGCCAUCAAGUAGAUAACCUGAUUGACGAAAUGGAGGAGGAACUUGCCGCAGCUGGCGGUCUCGAGCGAGGAUUCUUUAACGUCGAGUUCAAGGAUCCCAGACACUUCACAUGGCUUCUGGUAGCCUUUGCUAGUAUGGGAGGCUUGCUUUCCGGAUUGGACCAGAGUCUCAUCUCAGGUGCAAACUUGUAUCUUCCCAAGGAUCUGGGUCUUUCACCACGAGAGAACAGUCUCGUCAACUCGGGCAUGCCACUCGGUGCUGUCGGUGGCGCCCUCAUUCUGUCUCCUGCCAACGAAUAUCUUGGAAGAAAAGGUGCUAUUUACUUGUCUCUGGUCUUGUAUACCAUUGGUGCAGCUCUGGAAGCGGGUGCCAUUGAUUUCGGCAUGAUUGUUGCCGGUCGUGUUAUCCUCGGCCUCGGAGUUGGCCUGGAAGGAGGUACGGUCCCCGUCUACGUCGCGGAAACAGUCGAACGGCGUAUUCGAGGAAAUCUGGUCUCAUUGUACCAACUCAUGAUUGCCCUUGGAGAAGUUCUGGGUUAUGCCGUUGCUGCUAUGUUUCUCAGACUCCCUGGCAACUGGCGAUAUAUUCUCGGUUCUUCUUUGGUGUUCUCUACCAUUAUGUUUGCUGGCAUGCUAUUUCUGCCGGAAAGCCCUCGAUAUCUUAUGCACAAAGGAAAAGUUCUCGAUGCUUUCAAGGUUUGGAAGCGCAUUCGAGGCGUCGAUACCGGCGAAUCCAGAGAGGAAUUCUACGUCAUGGCCGUUGCGGUCCGUCAGGAAUCCAGUACUGUUACUGAGGCUGCUGAAAACAGGCGAUUCCCUUGGAUGGACUUUUUCACCGUCCCUCGCGCCCGACGUGCAGUCGUCUACGCAAAUAUCAUGAUUCUCCUCGGUCAGCUCACAGGUGUCAACGCCAUCAUGUACUACAUGUCCGUGUUGAUGAACCAGAUCGGAUACGAAGCAGAAAAGGCCAAUUACAUGUCCUUGGUUGGUGGCGGUGCCUUGUUGAUUGGUACCAUUCCCGCUGUCUUCCUCAUGGAGACUUGUGGUAGACGAUUCUGGGCCAUCAUGAUGUUGCCUGGCUUCUUUCUCGGCUUGGUUCUCAUCGGCAUUGGCUACCAAAUCAAUAUCAAGACGCACACCAUGGCUGCUGAGGGCUGCUACCUUACUGGCUUGAUCAUCUACAUGGGCUUUUUUGGCUCAUACGCUUGUUUAACAUGGGUCGUACCAUCGGAAGUCUACCCAACUUACCUCCGAAGUUACGGCAUGACCACCUCUGACGCCCUUCUCUUCCUGGCCUCUUUCGUGGUCACCUACAACUUCACCGCCAUGGAAGACGCCAUGACCCCUACUGGUCUCACGCUCGGAUUCUACGGCGGCAUUGCCGUUCUCGGUGAAAUCUAUCAAGUGCUCUUCAUGCCAGAGACCAAGAACAAGACACUUGAGGAGAUUGAUCUCGUAUUCGAGCGACCAACUAUGGACAUUGUAAGAGAGAAUUGGGCGGGAGUGAAGGAGAAUAUGACAGAUUUGUACCAUGGGCGUUUCCGAAAGGUGUUUGUCGCUCAGACUGAUCGUCGACAGAGUUUCGAUGAGCUGGAGAAGCGUAUUGCCUAA